This is a messenger RNA of Corylus avellana, 1757 nucleotides long. RefSeq names its product ADP-ribosylation factor GTPase-activating protein AGD5. The record is from RefSeq and is a predicted model, not a curated record. Gene Ontology annotation, molecular function: GTPase activator activity. NCBI's taxonomy places the organism in Eukaryota, Viridiplantae, Streptophyta, Magnoliopsida, Fagales, Betulaceae.
CAUAACACAUUCUGAGAAGGUAUAAAGUCAAGCAAGCAAAGAAAGGUACCAGCAGUUUCCAGUUCUCUCAAGUCUUCUUAAAUCUUUCCCUCUGCGCUCUCUCUGAUUCUUAUGACACAAAAAGAAAAAGGAGCCUUUUGAAGGAAGACUCUCACCAUGAACCAGAAGGCUAACGUUUCUAAAGAGCUUAAUGCCAAGCACAGAAAGAUAUUGGAGGGUCUUCUUAAAUUACCAGAAAACAGAGAAUGUGCUGACUGCAAAAGCAAGUAGAGCUCCAAGAUGGGCUAGUGUGAAUCUUGGAAUCUUCAUAUGCAUGCAAUGUUCAGGGAUCCACAGAUCUCUUGGAGUACAUAUAACAAAGGUGAGAUCUGCAACUUUGGACACAUGGCUUCCAGAGCAGGUUGCAUUUAUCCAAACUAUGGGGAAUGAGAAAUCAAAUAGCUAUUGGGAAGCAGAGUUACCCCCCAAUUACAACAGGAUUGGAAAUGAUAAUUUCAUUCGCGCAAAGUAUCAAGAGAAAAGAUGGGUUCCUAGGGAUGCAAAAGAAAAAUCAUCAUCAAGGGUGAAUGAAGACAAGGGUUCAUUUUAUAAACCAGGGCCUGGAAGUAGUAGUUGGCAUGGAUAUAGAAAAAAUAUUGAGCAUUCUUCUGAGGAGAGGAACAAUGCUCAUCCACCUAGAACAAAUAACAGGAUUACUACUUCAAAAAGUAGUGUUCCUGCUGCUGUUGAAGUAUCCCACCAGGUCAUUUCUGAUCCAAAACCACAAGAAAGAUUGCAGAAAUCAGAACCAAUAGUCACAAAGGCUGACCUGGAAAAACAGGCAGCUACUGCUACCCCUGUUGUCCCACCACCCAAAGUGGAUUAUGCAACCGAUCUUUUCAAUUUGCUCUCAAUGGACCAUUCUGGACAAAAUGACUCUGAGACAUCUUCCGUUGAUGAUACUAUGUGGGCCAGUUUCCAGUCUGCCAAAUCAAACUUGACAGCAAAUAAAGAUGAUCCAUCAAAGAUAGCUGAAAGCAAGACAGAGUCCAAAUACAACAGUGAAGAUCUAUUUAAAGAUUCACCAUCCAUCACAAAUCCCAUUUCAGAAAGACCCCAGAAAGAUGUGAAGAAUGAUAUUAUGAACCACUUUGAGAAGUCCACUAUGAUGUCGCCAUUCUCUAUCCAUCAACAACAACUGACAAUGCUAGGCCAACAACAGCCAUUUCUCAUGGCUGCUUCAGCAAAGUCUAGUGUUGGAUCCCAAAGAUUUCCUGCCGUUGUGUAUCAACCUUGGUCCAAUGGUAUUCUCAUGCCCAAUCAAAAUUGGGGAAGUAUAGGCCAUCAAGUCCCUGGAAUGAUGAUGCCUGUAGCUGAUCCACAAAAAUAUAUGCAGAUGGGAAACUACCAACACAUACAUCAGACAGGAAAUUCAGUUCCCUUUCCAACAACGAGCAUGUAUACAGUAGGGCCAGUAGCUCCAAUCAGUGGUGUGACAAGCAUGAGAGCAAAUGGGGCUCCCUCAGUAUCGCCAGUACCUUCAAUCACACCAACUCAAUCAGGAAAAGAUUAUGAUUUUUCAUCAUUAAUGCAAGGGAUGUAUACAAAACAGUGAGCAAUUGCUCAAGUUGUGGGUAACAAUAUAUGUUUAGCAGAAACAUUUGACUUAGAGGAAAUCAUUUGAGGCGUAUAUUCCUUUAUAUUUGAAACAGUAAGCACAUUGUUGGUGAUUCAUGUGUAUCAAUAAGCAUGCUAGUGUAAUAAAGUCGAGCUCAUCA